Schistocerca nitens (vagrant locust) is the source of this 6239-nucleotide messenger RNA. RefSeq names its product vang-like protein 2-B (gene Vang). The record is from RefSeq and is a predicted model, not a curated record. Gene Ontology annotation, cellular component: plasma membrane. The coding region runs from base 375 to 2060 and encodes 561 amino acids. Lineage: Eukaryota; Metazoa; Arthropoda; Insecta; Orthoptera; Acrididae. Gene Ontology annotation, biological process: Wnt signaling pathway, planar cell polarity pathway; establishment of planar polarity; multicellular organism development. The transcript is spliced from 9 exons.
CGCUGUUUUGUAUGUGAUGUGUUGAUGUAGCCGAAUAAGAGAGGAAUUUAUAAAUGUUGCGCGUGUUGAUGAAGCUGGAGGGAAAAGCUCCAGGUUAUUCCCAUUGUGCUACACUUGUAGUGUAUUUGACAUGUUGGUUCAGAAGCAGUAUAGUUUCACGAAAUAAGGCAUUGUUUGACAGCAAACGAUGCAGUCGCGUACUCAGGUCUGAUUAUUGGGACGUGCGAUUAGCGUAUAUGGGAUCACUGUGUCUUAUACGGUGUAUUGAAGUUGGAGCUAAAAUAAAACUACUAUGAGUGCAUACAGGUCAGAACAGACGUGAUGAACAAUUUACUGCUUUCCGGAGCUGUUUAAUUUCUUUAAUGUAGCUAGUAAUGGAGACGGAGUCUGUGAAGUCGGCUGUGAGCGAACAGAGUACCAGAUCCAGGAGAUCGCGAAGUCAUACUCACAGGAACAACCACAGACUACAUAAUAAUCAUAGCUUAAGGAGCAGCCGAAGUAACAGGAAAGCAGAGGAUUCUAUGGCACCUUUCCAGACGUCUGUCACUCUUAGAGAUGAAAAUCGGGGUGGUCAGGAGGUGAUUGAAGUCCAGAUUCUUCCGCAGGAUGACAACUGGGGCGAAAACACUACUGCCUUGACAGGCAACACUUCUGAGCAGUCAGAUGCAGAGGAAAUGGCUGUGAGCCAGUGGAAUGGAGAACCUGACACAGGCUUCAGUUUCAUGUGUCAUCGGUAUUUGGGAUCUGCCCUUACUGGAUUUGUGUGUGUAGCAGCUUUCCUCAGUCCCCCUGCAAUGGUGGUAUUACCACGACUGCCAGGGUUGUUACCGAUGCCACUUCUGCCUAGUCACCAGCAGUCAACACUGGCAUGUGGCACUGAAUGCAAGGGUUUGCUUCUAGCUCUUGCUUUCAAGUUAGUGAUACUGGCUGUCGGUGCAUGGGCACUCUUCCUCAGGCGACCACCCAGAGCUACUAUGCCUAGAAUAUUCCUGCUGCGGGCAGCAGUCAAUGGACUAGUGUUAAUUUGCACGUUUGCUUACUGGCUGUUUUAUGUUGUGCAGGUCACAGAGGGUGGACUGACAGGUGGAGAGGCAGUAGAAUACAGAGGUCUUGUAUCUUAUGCUGGAAGUUUGACGGACACACUGUUGUUCAUUCACUAUUUGGCUGUCGUAUUAGUAGAACUUCGACACUUGCAGCCUAUGUAUUACAUUAAGAUUGUACGAAGCCCUGACGGUGAGAGCCGUUCCUAUGCUAUUGGACAGCUAAGCAUUCAGCGUGCAGCUGUUUGGGUGUUAGAACAUUACUACACUGAUUUUCCUAUAUAUAAUCCAUAUCUGGAACGGUUACCAGUUUCAAAGUCGCACAAAAGUGGCUCAAGUUUUAAAUUCUAUGAUGUAGAUGGAAUCAACAACACUUCAGUGCAGAGUCAAUCUCGGGCAGUGCUGGCAGCACAUGCUAGGAGAAGAGACUCUAGCCACAAUGAACGUUUCUAUGAGGAACAUGACUAUGAGCGGAGGGUGAAAAAACGAAGAGCACGGCUGAUAACAGCAGCCGAAGAAGCAUUUACACACAUCAAGAGGCUGCACAAUGAUCAGGGAGAUGCAUUAAAUAGGCAUGUUCUGGCAAAUACAGUUCCAGCAAUUCCAAUGGAUCCUCAUGAAGCAGCCCAGGCUGUUUUUCCAUCAAUGGCACGGGCAUUACAGAAAUACUUGCGCAUCACCCGGCAACAACCACGGCAUUCGGUGGAAUCUAUUUUAGCACACUUAGCAAAGUGUUUAAGUCAUGAUUUCACACCCAGGGCAUUCCUUGAACCUUAUUUGGUGCCUUCUCCAGUUCUGCAGAAUGAAAAAGAACAAAAGUCAGUUCAGACAUGGGCUUUGAUUUGUGACGAGUUGCUGUCACGAUCCAUUACUGAUGGCACGUGCUUCCAGCUGCGUCAGAAUGAUGUUUCUCUUCUCUGUAAUGUGAAAACAUUACCACAUUUCAAUAUAACUGAAGAAGUUGUGGACCCAAAAUCGAAUAAAUUUGUGCUUCGUCUAAAUUCAGAAACAUCAGUGUAAUAUAAGGAUUGACAGUAUUACUUUUUUUACUUUUGUAUGUAUUACUUCAUAUUAAAAUAAAUGUUGCCUUUACUCUUUGCUAUUCAGACUGUUUAUAUAAAAAUUUUUUUGUAAUGUAAUAUAUAAACAUACUGUGCUUCAUAUAUAGUGCAUCGCGUAACAACAGACAGCUUAUACCACAAACCUGAAAACUUUUGGACUGCUGUUGUCAUUUUAAAGGGUUCCUUAUGACUGAAAUAAUUGACACAGUAUUUGUGGAUAAAUGACAGCAUGUAACCUAUAUGUUUAGUAAUUACGGUGUUUAUGGUUUGUACAUUUUGAGAAAGACAAGAAUGAAAGAUUCUUCUUUGUUGACAAACGUGAUUCUAAAGUAAGCUUCAUCCAAUUCAUAUAGCACAUAUUGGGUUUUGAUACUGAAAACCAUUAAGACAUUAUACUGCUCAGAAUAAGUUUUGUGAGCCUGUUCAGUCUGCAUUAUGUGAGUAAUGUAAAGCAUAUUUUAAGAAAUACUGAUUUAAAAGUUUCUUGCAUUUUAUUUUUAAAUAGCAGUGCACAUUCAUGUAGAAUGCGUAUUUGUACUGAUUAGCAUUAGUUAGCAGUUUUGAUUUAUUAAACUGAUGCUCUGUUUUGUGCAGGUGUUAUUGGAGUACUAUGCAGAACAGCGUUUUGCAGAACUAUAGGCACAAAGUUAGUUUUAGUGCAGUUCCAACAAACUUAAAGUGAAAGUGUGCAGCCUAGGGCGUUCACCUAUUUUCUGUUUUUGUUAUUACUUGAAAUAGGCGUUUAAUGUCCAAUUUCUGGCAAAUGUUGGAAAUGCAAAAUAAUAAAAGCACAAAACAAAAUUAACAAAUAAUAUUUGUUUACAUGCUUCAUAUAUGAACUGUACACUCUUGUCGCCUCACUUCAGAAUGCUGUAACUAGUACUCAGUUUUGAAUAUUGAAUUAAUUCAGGUAUGCAGCACUCAAAGACUGCAGCAAACUGAACAGCUUUAACAAAAUUUAAAUAUUUUUUUGUAAUUAUAUGUUGUGGAAAUAUAUAUAAUGUAUAAAGUUUAGUUAAUGAUAACAUUGUUCUUGGAGUGAUGUGCUUGUGAGUGUGACUUUUGUAGAACAUUUGAGAAGUGUAGUGAUUUUGGAGAAUUGAGUGAUAGAUAUAAAAAUUUCAUUUAUUUUAAGUGUAGUGAACAGUCGAUUGAUACAGAAACAUCAAUUUUUGUGAUACAUUUCAUUCCUCAAAAUAUUUAUGACAAAGUUUUGUAUUAUAAAAGGAUACACUGGAGUGCCUCUGAUUCCUCAGGAGUUUUAGCAACAUUGAAUCACUCAUAUGGAAGAAAAGUAUUAAAAUAUAUUCAUUAAAGCACCACUAUGCAGAGUGAGAAAAUUGUAAUUUGUGAGAAUUAUUGUCUGAAGAAGACCUGAUUUGCAGCUUUAAUAUUUGACUUCUUCUCAUCAAAUGAAGAAUAAUGUACAGUUUUUUUAAUAAAGAAUUUUAUAUUGUGAUUUUGUUUUUCGAGUUCAUAGAAACUUUAACACUGUAAAUAUGAGGUGUGCCUAAAAUGUAAUGGGACUGAUUUCCUAGAAAUACCUUUUAACACUUAAGCUACAAAUUAACAUUUUUGUGUAGAAAUGUUUGCCUCUAUAUAAUGACAUUGUUGUUAGCAGACCACCAAAUACUAGCAAAAACAGUUGCAUUGAAUCUCAGUGUACUUCACUCUCAGUGCUUCAGCUUCCUGUAAGAAUGUUGGAAAUAGGCUUCUCAAGUUAUUUACUUUUCAGCCUUUCAAAUGUCCUUAGUUGCAAGGCAUUUGCUUACUGGGUUGUUUUUAGUCUAGUUAGGGGCACGAAGCUAUUGUUUUGGCUCAUAGGUGGGAAUCGGCUAUCAUGCAGAAUUGAAACUGUAACCUUCCCGGCAAAAUUUAUCAUUAUAUGAGCUGCCUUUGCUUUAAAUAUGAUGCUAGCUCAUAUUGAAGUGCAAACUAUUGCUUGAAACACUUUUUUUAUAUAUAUACUUUCUAGUGUAUCAACUGAAGUAAUGAGUUUGUUAGUUAGUUUAUCCUUUCCUGUUCUACACUCAUACCUUUAAUCUAUAAAUAUUUAUUUGACAUCAACUGUAUGUUUGCACCUCAUUUAGAUAGUGUUUGUGGAUAGUUUACUCUAGUGGCUCCAUACCCACAGUUCUUCAGAUUUAUCUAUUACUGAACAUACCCAGUUUUUUAUUAUUUUUACUUUUCCUCUUUAUCUGAUUUAUACUUUCUGAAUCCUCUUGUUCUCCUCUCUUCAGCAUCCAGGCCAUUGUAUCAUACUAUUUAAAGUUUAAAUGUAAAUUUUACAGUAUCUUUGGUUUGGUUCAAGAAGUUCUACUGGGGGCAUUAAAUAGAAGACCUGUUGUUCUUAUUAUUUCCACGAUCUUAUCAUCCUCCUUAACAUGAAUAACCCAACAUAACUUGAAUUUUGUGAUUUCUUCUAGUGGAUAACUAUUCACUGGAAUAUUGUUCCAUUCCGCGCUCCUGCUAAUUAUCAUGGUCUUUGUUUUUGCAGUUUCAUCCCAAUUUCUUUCAUGAGUAACUCCUCUAAUUACUGUGAUUUUUUGUUUUUGUUACAGUCGCAUUCAUUCUUUUAUUUGUCAGCUUUUCUAAAUAUUAUGGUUUUGCUUUUUCCAUGCUUUUCCCCAUUUCUUUCUUCACAAACCCCUCUAAUUAUAUGGCCUUUGUUGACAUCUCUGUUACUUUCUGUGUCAAUCUUCUACACACAUAUUGAUAUAAAUUCGUUGAUUCUAUUCAUUGAGAGCUUUUAUCAUAUGACCAGCCACAAAUAUGAGGCUGUCCAGCCACAUAGAUAGCUGGAGUAAUUUGUUUCUUUACUCUACCAUGACAUUGCUUUAUAAAUUCUCCAGUGAGUGAGUGAGUGAGUGAGUGAGUGAGUGAGAGAGAGAGAGAGAGAGAGAGAGAGAGAGAGAGAGAGAGAGAGACCAGUAGAUUGUAAUUAGUCAUGACUGACUCCUUGCUUUGUAAUACGCUCAGCUUGCUAGUAGUAUCCUGUUCCCACAUAAUUCCUGUGUUUCCUUUAUAGACUGCUAAUGGAAAGAGACAAAGCUUGACUGAAAUCAUAUCCCGUUGAUAUAAGUGUGGUAAUGGAAAAUCCUUGGUGGUAUACAAGUGAUGGAAGGAGUAAAGGUAACAACACACCUGAAAACACAAACAUUGCAUUGUUAGCAGGAACAUAAACAAGACUGAAAAGUUGUGAAGCUUUUGGGCUAGUUGCCACUAGUACAGAAAACACACUUGCUCACUCACUGUGUGUGUGUAGGAAUGUUGUGCACUGGUUAGCUCUAAAGGGGGACAUGGUCCAAAAGCUCAUAACAUUUUCAAUCUUGUGUAUGUGCCUAUUGGCUACUCAGUGCCUCUACUAUAGAGAGAGAGAGUUAUUACCUUUACUCCUUCCAUUAAUUAUAUUCACACUGAAAUGCCUAGAAUUUUGAUCCAGGAACCCUAUCAAAACCUUGUAUGAGAUUUGAAAAAUGCAAUUUUCCAUCAAUAUUUUUGCUAGUCAUUGUAGCUUCAUAAAUAAAAUCAUGGGUGCUUCUUCCAAGAUCCUUGCAAAGAAUUUUACACUAAUAGCAGUGAAAUGCAUUGAUGGUUCUUACUUUCUUAGUGGUUCCCUGACUCAAAGAUGGAGCUAACAGCAAUUUCCCAAUCACUGAAGUUAUUUUUGUGUUACAAGCAUGUGCCAAACCUUGAGUAGUCAAGUGUCUUGCUUUCUGUCAUAUGCUUUUAACCAUGUCCAGGUAGAGCUCAAGAGUCAUAAUCCCACUACACUCUAUUGGAUAUUGUCACAGUAUGGUUCAGAGUUCCAUUUCAUAAUGCUGUGAAGUGUUUCAUCAUAAUUACAUGAAAUACACUUACCUGUAAUUGCGUACUGGAUAAGCUGCUGGUGCUGCCAAAGGGGCAAUUCAACAGUAUUUAGAGUCUUGUAAAUUAAAAGUUCAGUCUCAUUCACUUAAACACACCUUAUAUACAACUUAGAAAUUUUGUUGAUGUUAGAACAUGUAUUCAUAAUGUUUUACAUGAAUGACGUUUUUGCUCAGAAUCUCAACAGUAUGAUUUAUUAGAAGAUAUUUAUCUCAAAAGUAUUUCAUGGCAUAAAUAUUGGUUAUCUGCAAUAAAAUUGUGUCAUCAGCAA